AUGGCACAGCCAGCUCCCACAGCUCCCCAGAGCACGAACGCCCCGCUAACCCCCACACAAACCCCAUAUUUCGAGAAUGGCAUGACAAUCCUCCUAAAUACCUGGCCUGCGCUAUCAAUGGCUGUUGAGAACGAGUUUGGAGGACCGGAUUCGGCUGAUAAGCGGGAUUGGAUGUGUGGAGCUGUUGCCGACCUGUUUAACUCGGAUCCAACCACCGACGCCGAAGAUUUAGAAGACUUCCUUCUCCAAAUCCUAUCCGAUGAAUUCGAAACAGCGUUGGAAGACGAUAGCGCGUAUACAGUUUCUCAGAGGAUAUUACUCUUACGACGACAAGUAGCCGCCGAUGACUUUUCGGGUGCAAAUGCGCUUAAUGAGUUUUGGGAAAAGAAUGGGGGAAGGAAUAAGCCGAAGGUUAAGGUUGUGAAACAGGGUGAUAGUGAUGAUGAUGAAGAGGAGGGAGAUGAGGAUGGGGAAGAAGGAGGGGAUGUGGAGAUGGAUGAAGCGCCGCAGUUGGUUGCUGUCAAGGAACGGGUCGAGAAGGUUGUUGAUGAAGACGGUUUCGAGUUAGUACAGAAGAGGAGAAGGUAG
This is a messenger RNA of Orbilia oligospora ATCC 24927, 588 nucleotides long. RefSeq lists its product as uncharacterized. The transcript has 2 exons. Gene Ontology annotation, biological process: maturation of SSU-rRNA from tricistronic rRNA transcript (SSU-rRNA, 5.8S rRNA, LSU-rRNA). Gene Ontology annotation, cellular component: nucleus. The coding region runs from base 1 to 588 and encodes 195 amino acids. The record is from RefSeq and is a predicted model, not a curated record. NCBI's taxonomy places the organism in Eukaryota, Fungi, Ascomycota, Orbiliomycetes, Orbiliales, Orbiliaceae.